This is a messenger RNA of Necator americanus (New World hookworm), 210 nucleotides long. RefSeq lists its product as uncharacterized. The coding region runs from base 1 to 210 and encodes 69 amino acids. NCBI's taxonomy places the organism in Eukaryota, Metazoa, Nematoda, Chromadorea, Rhabditida, Ancylostomatidae. The transcript is spliced from 2 exons. The record is from RefSeq and is a predicted model, not a curated record.
AUGCCGCUUUGCUCCUUGCCCUUACCUCAGAAUGUCUGGAGAAGCGCCAAAUCUGGUGUGGCGACCGCAGCUACACCGUACCUCUAUAUUCAACGGGUGAUCACAUCCUUUCAAAUCAAACCGUUGCUUCGUUUGUUGCAUUGGGAUUUUCGGUUCGAGUUGUUUUUCCAUCGAGAUCCAGGUGUGAGUUUCUUGUCGCAGUUUGACUGA